AUGACUCAGCGAACCCUCGUGCUCAUAUCUGGCAACGGCUCUACUCAAGUACCGUACCGGUAAUCUCCAGGCCUUGAUCGAUGCCUCCAGAGCAGAUCUCCCCGCCCUCGAUGCCUCGAUAAUCUACGUCAUUUCGAACAAAAAAGCAGCCUACGGUCUGAAGCGGGCAGCUGACACCGGCAUCUUAUCAACAUAUCACAACCUUCUUGCUUACAAAAAUAAAAAUCACAACAAUCCUCAAGAAGCCCGAGAGGCUUACGAUGCCGACCUUGCCAAGCUGAUCCUGUCCCAGACCCCCGAUCUGGUGGUCUGUGCUGGUUGGAUGCACAUUCUUUCCCCCACAGCCCUCGAACCCCUGGAAGAGGCUGGCGUCGACAUCAUAAACCUCCAUCCUGCUCUACCGGGACAAUUCGAUGGCGCAAACGCAAUCGAACGAGCCUACGAAGCGUUUCAGAGGGGGGAAAUCACAAAGACUGGUAUCAUGAUUCACUAUGUUAUCGCUGACGUGGAUAAGGGAACACCGAUCGUCGUGAGGGAGGGAGAUUGAGAUAAUUAAAGGGGAGAGUCUGGAGGAUCUAGAGAGCAGGAUACAUGCUGUUGAGCAUGUUGAGAUUGUGAACGGUACAAGGGUGGCGUUGGAGGAGCGGGAGAAAAAUAGACAGACGAGCGAA
This is a messenger RNA of Tuber aestivum (summer truffle), 671 nucleotides long. The record is from the annotation of a GenBank genome assembly. NCBI's taxonomy places the organism in Eukaryota, Fungi, Ascomycota, Pezizomycetes, Pezizales, Tuberaceae.